AUGGCCUCCCGUUGUUCAGACUACCGAACCACCCGUGAAAACCGCUCCGCCUUCCGAGACCGUCACCUGGCCUCCCGUUGUUCAGACUACCGAGCCUCCCGUGAAAACUGCUCCGCCUUCCGAGACCGUCACCUGGCCUCCCGUUGUUCAGACGACAGCGCCUCCAUCUUCCUCCGAGACGGUCACCUGGCCCCCGGUAGUUCAGACUACCGAGCCACCUGGCAAAACUGCCCCACCCUCCGAGGGGGCCACGUGGCCUCCUGGGCACCUCCAUCGUCCUCUGAGACAGUCACUUGGCCUCCCGUUGUUCAGACGACCGAGCCACCUGUGAAAACGGCCCCACCCUCCGAGACGGUCACCUGGCCCCCCGUAGUUCAGACUACCGAGCCACCCGUGAAAACCGCUCCGCCUUCCGAGACCGUCACCUGGCCUCCCGUUGUUCAGACGACAGCGCCCCCAUCCUCCUCCGAGACGGUCACCUGGCCCCCUGUAGUUCAGACUACCGAGCCACCUGUCAAAACUGCCCCUCCCUCUGAGACUGUUACAUGGCCUCCCGUUGUUCAGACUACCGAGCCACCCGUGAAAACCGCUCCGCCUUCCGAGACCGUCACCUGGCCUCCCGUUGUUCAGACUACCGAGCCACCUGUGAAAACUGCUCCGCCUUCCGAGACGGUCACCUGGCCCCCCGUAGUUCAGACGACAGCGCCUCCAUCUUCCUCCGAGACGGUCACCUGGCCCCCUGUAGUUCAGACUACCGAGCCACCUGUCAAAACUGCCCCUCCCUCUGAGACGGUCACGUGGCCUCCUGUGGUUCAGACUACCGAGCCACCCGUGACGGACACUCCCGAGACGACAACAGCGCCUCCAUCAUCCUCCGAGACGGUCACGUGGCCUCCCGUUGUUCAGACGACUGAGCCACCCGUGAAAACGGCCCCACCCUCCGAGACUGUCACCUGGCCUCCCGUUGUUCAGACAACCGAGCCACCCGUGAUUGAUACUCCUGAGACCGUGACGGAUGUGCCCACAUACGAAACGCAGCCUCCAGUCUACACCCCGACACCGGACCAGGGCACUGAGGAAACCCCGGCCCAAACUCCAUGCCCCGACACUGAUGAGGUUUACACACCAAUGCCGACUCCGGAUGAUGACAAUGAAGAAACGCCAGCGACAGAGGCACCGUACGGCACGCCCGAGACGCCAACCGAAGAACCGGAUGAUGACACUGAAGAAACGCCAGCGACAGAGGCACCGUACGGCACGCCCGAGACGCCAACCCAAGAACCGGUAGAUGACAACGAAGGAACUCCCGCGACAGAGGCACCGUACGGCACGGUGGAGCCACAAACUGAAGAACCGGUAGAUGACAAUGAAGGAACCCCAGCGGACACUGACGCUCCGGACUACGACUCGGAUGCUCCAGGAACGGUGGUUGUUAUUGACGAGGAACCCGACACCCAGGAAACCACGAGCCAGGAGCCCGAGACCACGUACCCAACCGGUCGCAGCCUUCGCCGCAACUAACGACGAAGUCGCCACCAGUACUUUGCUUCCAUUUGAGGCAUUUGAGUCGACGAUCUCGGGAAUUGCUGCUUCGUAGUGUUUCGUGUUUCCAUUCAUUCACAGCUGUUCUGUCGCCAGUAGACUUGACGCUAUGCACGGGUAAAUAAAUACAUACAUAUUCAUUUCAUGA
Phytophthora infestans T30-4 is the source of this 1690-nucleotide messenger RNA. RefSeq lists its product as uncharacterized. The record is from RefSeq and is a predicted model, not a curated record. Bases 1 to 1521 code for a protein of 506 amino acids. NCBI's taxonomy places the organism in Eukaryota, Oomycota, Peronosporomycetes, Peronosporales, Peronosporaceae. The transcript is spliced from 2 exons.